Messenger RNA from Glycine soja, 1545 nucleotides. Its product is annotated as protein MAIN-LIKE 1-like. The transcript has 4 exons. Gene Ontology annotation, biological process: meristem maintenance; meristem development. The coding region runs from base 1 to 1545 and encodes 514 amino acids. The record is from RefSeq and is a predicted model, not a curated record. NCBI's taxonomy places the organism in Eukaryota, Viridiplantae, Streptophyta, Magnoliopsida, Fabales, Fabaceae.
AUGGUGAUGAUUCUGAGGGUACCUGUCAUUUUUGCCGAUGAUGUGCCUGUGGUGCCUGCGGUACCACAGGCUGAGCCUGCUGUAGCUGGCGAUGAACCCAUGGUAGAUGUUGACGCACAGGACACUAAUGCAGAGACUGACGCACAAGAUACCGAUGCAGAGGAUGCUGCAGAUGAGGCUGAGGGAUUUCCUAGUGGACUCAGGGACCCAUCAGUGCUUACGGAGUAUGCUGAGCAUGUUGUAGCCAGUGUAUGGUCUGGACAGGAACAACCUGAGUUGAAGUUAUCCUCCAAUGGGAGGAAGGUGCAUAAAUUAGGCAGGCCUCUUCCUGCAAUUGAGGAGAUGGUUGCUGGGACAAGAUUAAGUCCUCUGAUCGCAUGUUCAGUAGACACCGGCGAUCAGAGAAGUAUAUCCUCGUUUGUCGAGAGGUGGCACCAGGAGACGAGUACUUUCCAUCUUCCAGUGGGGGAGGUAUCCAUCACGCUGGACGACAUCGCGUCUCUUCUUCAUCUGCCGAUCGUUGGCGACUUCCACGCCUUCCAGCCUCUACACAUCAACGAGGCGGUGCUGAUGUUGGUUGAGUUACUGAUGGUCUCACCAGAGGUAGCCAUGGCCGAGAUAGGACACUGUUGUGGACCAUACGUACGCUUACAUUGGCUACGAGACGUAUACCAGCGCAGAUGUCAGACCCAACACUGGACAGCUGCAGCUCGUGCUUAUCAUCUGCAUCUUCUGGGUUGCACUCUUUUUGCUAAUAAGAGUGCAACCCGUGUUCAUGUUUGUUGGAUAUAUGAACACUUUUCGUCUGUUGCAGAGUGCAAUGCUGAUCCAGACUACGACGAGGUGUCACCACAUGCGUGUCGAUGGAUUGCCACAAAGAAGGCUGUCAAGAAGAUAUCUACAGUGACGUACAAGCAGCGCCUGGAUCGUCUCAGGAUUCCAUAUGUUUGCUGGAUGCCAUAUGCGGAGCACCGACCGGUCCAGGAGUUUCAUCCGAUUACAUGUUUCUUAGGACAGUUCCGCAGGGGGCCUGUUGUUGUCAGAUACAGACCGGAGAGGGUUAUGCGCCAGUUCGGAUAUGUCCAGUGCAUUCCUGCACACCCUGUCGAUUCAUGGGUGUCAUUUGACAAUGUAGACGAUAGGUCGGCGCACUACUCAGACCAUCUGGCGCCAGCAGGUGACAUAUGUGUUGUGCCAGGUCAGUGUGCGCUCGACUACAUCGACUGGUUCUUUGUGAUAUCGCAUCCAUUCAUGACUGCGCCACAGACAUCAGAUCCUCCUCGAGAUGCAUCUGCGACACAGCCCAGACAUAUCCCUCAGGAGCUAGCACCAGCAUCGACACAUGCGGAUGAGCCCAGAUAUGCAGUGGAGGCUUACCAUGCCAUCGCAGAGAUGUUGGAGCAUCAUCUUAGUCUAAAUGAAGUCACGCCAGGUACAUCGACACAUGAGGUCAUCCAAAAAUGCCUCAGGAUUGCCAGCGGUGUCACAAAAGACCGCAAUGUGCAUGCCGGGUUUCGACGUAGGCGGCGCAUGAAUCAGUCAUAG